Messenger RNA from Aspergillus novofumigatus IBT 16806, 2325 nucleotides. Its product is annotated as putative vacuolar segregation protein (Pep7). The record is from RefSeq and is a predicted model, not a curated record. The transcript has 6 exons. Gene Ontology annotation, biological process: DNA repair. NCBI's taxonomy places the organism in Eukaryota, Fungi, Ascomycota, Eurotiomycetes, Eurotiales, Aspergillaceae. Bases 109 to 2115 code for a protein of 668 amino acids. Gene Ontology annotation, molecular function: metal ion binding; DNA binding.
CAUCGCCCUGUCGCCCCAAACCCGCCAACAAACCCGCGCAACAAACCCGCCCAGUCUUACCACUCGUCGCGGGUCUAUCUCCUAUGCUCCCAUAACCCGCAUCUAAUCAUGUCCCGGAGGACGCUGGGUGGAGGUCGUGUCCUGGGCACUCCGAACGCUCUCGCAGCAGCAGCACCGACGCCGUCUCCGCAACAGAAGCCAAGCAUCUUAUCGCCGUCCGCCAGCAGCCUCUCCCUCAGUUCCCAGGCCUCCGCCUCCCAGUUCUCAUCCGAAACGCAAGAUCUCACUUCCCGGAUUUCGUUAGAAAAUGGUGCGACGUCCAUAUCGGCGGCCCCGGCGGCUGCCGGAGCUCAGCUUGCUUGUCCGAUCUGCAAUGAGGAGAUGGUGACUCUCCUGCAAUUGAAUAGACACCUCGAUGACGUACAUCAAAACCUCGAAGACGACCGGCAAGAUGAGGUCAAGGAUUGGUUCAAGGUGCAGAUGGAAAAGGCGAAGCGCUUCCAGCCUCUAGCUGUAUUGAAUCAGAAACUAAAAGGGCUGGACGUCUUCGAGUCGAACGAGAACCAUCACCCAUCCGUUGGUGCAAGUCGGCCCGCUGCGCCCCAGCCUUACAACGAGCCGCCGAGAGUACUGGACCCUGAAGACAUCAUCACAAAGGAUCACUGGCAAGCUCGGGGAUUAUACGAUACCUGUCUGGAGCCGUCGUGCGGGAAGCGCCUGAAUGCCACGAAUGGCUGCGUCAACUGUCGCAAGUGCGGGAAGCUCUUUUGCGAAGAGCAUACCAUGUACCAGAUGAAACUGUCCAGAUCGGCGCAGCAUGAGCCUGUGAGGGGUUUGUGGUAUAGAGUAUGCGAGACCUGUUAUAAAUCAAGGGAAGGGUACAACGACCAUAAUGGCCUGGUCCGAGACCGAAUGGACGAAUUCAAGGCUGUGAGGAAGCAGACCGUCGACAAAGCUACAUUGGAAAUUUCUCGGCUGGAAAAGCGAUUGACACGACUCACUCAGCUAUUAGCGAGUCUACCUCCGGAUCAGAUACAAGGAGGAAAACGAUGGCCAAUUUCAUGGCAAAACGACCAACGGAAAGCGCUCGAGCAGACUAUUGUUAGCUGGCAGGACGAUACUGGCGUACUUCGGUGUCCGUUCUGCCAGCAGGAGUUCACCAGUUAUACCUUUCGCAGACACCAUUGCAGAACUUGCGGGCGGGUUGUGUGCGGUGACCCUGCGACUGGAUGUUCCAGUGAAGUUCCUCUUAGUAUAACACCUCUGGCCAAAGCGACUGGGGAAAAGACGCCGAAUGGGCGUGCUAUCAAUGUUGACAUAAGGCUUUGCAAGGAGUGUAAAUCGACCCUGUUCGACCGACGGGACUUCCAAGCAGAUAUCAUGCGCAGACCUCCGGACGUCAGAGCGUACGAGAAUCUGGCGCAAUUUGAGAGGGGCAUUCGGCUGCUCUUGCCCAAAUUUCAGAAGCUCCUCACAACUUUGCAACCCAAGGCGACCCCUUCUGCGGCUCAGAUUGCCGAAGCUUCAAAAGUCCGGAAACGACUUACUGAUUCCUUCGCCCAGUAUGAUGUCGCCGCCAGGCGUAUUCGUGAUAUGCCAACCGAUUCACCAACACAACAGCGGCUUCAAAAGGCCAUCUACCAACAAGCCACUAACUUCCUGCACCUUCACAUGCUUUCGCUGAAAGCUUUGCCCAGGAUUCUCAAGCAUGCAACACCAAACGGGCGACCUGCAAGCCCAGCCAGCUCAAUUGCGACUCCAACUAAUCAUGCAGUGGGUGGCCACCCAGCAAGAGAGUCGGCUCUCGCAUCCAUCAAGUAUAAUGGCAUAGCUGCGAGCGGGAGUAAUACCAGCCUAGCAAGCGACACAAGUAGUGCCGUCUCUGCUUUGGAAGCAGAGGAGAAGGCACUGAGCGAACGCCUUAUCGUCUUAGAAGAACAGAAGUUCUUUGUCUCGGAAAUGAUUGCGGAUGCGAACAGACGUCGCAAAUUUGACGAGGUCAGCAGCCUCGCCAUGAACGUCGAGGAUCUGAGUCGGGAGAUAGACCGGAUCAAUGGCAUGUUGGCUGCACUUGACUUUGAGGGCGUAUAUACCGGCAACCAGCUUCGCGCAUAGUCUGAGGCUGGUGCUUUGCUGCAAUUACGCUGCAUAUUUCUGGAUUGAAUUGUAUUGCUUGCUAUAUUCGGUCCGGUGGCCUAUUGGUUAUUGGGUUCAGCAUGGCGUUUGAUAUUGCAUAGCAUGAGGCGUUCUGGGUAUAGCAUGCGCUAUUGAGGUUGUAUCUAUUGUGAUUAUUGCAAAUUCUAUAGUCAAAACCAUUCGGGUCCG